CAGUCUGCACCUCUGCCUUCAGAUGAGCACGGAGCCUCCUGCAGUUUGCAGGCGUACAGACAGCCAGAGGAAUACCACGGCUGUGCCUCUGCUCUGCCUUGGACUGUGGUGUGGGCUAUAGCGCUGCAAACGCGGCGUCCCCACUGUCUCAACGUUGAGCCUGUGCGGCAGCGGCAAAAUUCACUCUGCUACCGCCUUGCCUGCUGCACUUCGCCGCUCCCAGAGAGAGAAACCCGUCUGUACCCCACUUUCAAGUCGCUAAAGGAGACCGUGGAUUGGAACUAAUUAUUGCGCCUAUUGGAUCAAUUUGAGUGGAAUUACUGUUAGGUCGUUGUUUUUCAUGGUUGAAUACAGUAGGCUAUAUGGAUACCCAAUCUGCGUGAUAUCGGUUCAUGAUUGAGAAGCACGGAGGGGCGUGGAAUUAAUUGAAAUCUAUUUGGUCUUCUUGGAUGUAAAACAACCGAGAUUUAUUUCUCCCCACUCCUCCCUUCCCCUCUCCUCACCUUCAACAUGACUUCUCUGUCUGGGACCAAAGAGAGGUCUGUGACCAGCAGGAGCAGAAAAUACGGGAUGACCGACACCUCCCCGACAAAAUCAGCCUCCUUCUCCCCGGAGACAUGGUACAGAAAGGCCUAUGAGGAYUCCCGGACCGGCAGCCGACCCGCUCCAGAGGGAGCCGGCUCUAUGCCCAGCUCCACAGGCACCCCCUCCCCAGGAUCUGGCACCUCGUCCCCGGGAUCCUUCUCCGGUUCCCCCGGGACCAUAUCUCCAGGGAUCGGGACCGGUUCCCCUGGGUCUCUAGGUGGCUCGCCAGGUUUCGGUACAGGUUCGCCGGGCUCUGGCAGCGGGAGCUCUCCUGGUUCUGAGAGAGAGAGGGGGAUAUGGUGUGAGAACUGCAAUGCCCGGCUGGCGGAGCUGAAGAGACAGGCGCUGAAGCUACUGAUUCCCGGCCCCUACUCCAGCAAGGAUCCGUCCUUCUCCCUGCUCCUCCACGACAAGCUUCAGGUGCCCAACAGCUCGGGGCGGGCCUGGAAUGAGCGUGACAGUCGCUGUGACGUGUGUUCCACCCACCUGACCCAGCUGAAACAGGAAGCAGUCCACAUGGUGCUGACCAUGGACCAGUGGGACCUGUCCCCCAGCUCGCCCCCCACCCUGCCCAGCCACAGUGGCCCUCCACAGGGCCCCACAGCCCCAUGGGACUGGGCUUACCUCCCUUCAGCCGCAGCAGCCUACCCCCAUCCCCGUCCAAACCCACUCCACCCUACCAUGCCUCCAACAUCCUCUACUGCGUCCUUCUCCAGCCUCAGCCAUGCUGRGUCCAACCCCAGCCCAGGUGCAACUUCUGUGGGUCAAACAUCCACCCAUGUAGCCUCUUCAGCGCCAGCCCCGGCGUCCUCAUCGCCGACUCCAUCCCCGGUGCACCAGGGAGGGUACCCCCGCCAAGGUUCCAAGCCCAGUUCCCUAGGAGUAGGCCUCGGGGUGGAGAGGAGGAACGGCUCCCCGGCACACUCCAGUAAGACCACCGGUGUCCCGUCGGCCCAGUCGCCCAACAGCCCGGGUAGUAACGGGAACAGUUCUGGUAGCGGAGCAGUGUUGAGUACAGCAGCCCUGCAGGCUCACCAGUACAUGUCUCGCACCAACGGAGGAGGAGUCACACUCUACCCCUACCAGAUCUCCCAGAUGAUAUCUGAUGGGUGUCGAGAGGGUGUGACGGAGGCAGUUCUGAACCGCUACAACGCUGAUCGCCCCUCGUCCUCGCAAGCCCCUCCCACUCUGCAGGUUACCACGGCAGCACCAACCACCACCUCUGCCGCCGCGUCCUUCUUCGCCAGGUAA
Salvelinus sp. IW2-2015 is the source of this 1836-nucleotide messenger RNA. The record is from RefSeq and is a predicted model, not a curated record. NCBI's taxonomy places the organism in Eukaryota, Metazoa, Chordata, Actinopteri, Salmoniformes, Salmonidae.